CACAAAAGAAAGAUGGCGGACGGUGAGUUAGCAUAUGAUCGCUUUCUCUUCCAAUAGAAACUCAUAUGGCCUCUAAAACUUGCUAUUAUGUUUCCUAGCCUCACAGAAUUACGAAAUUGCGUCCAGUUUCGUUGGCUUCACGAAUAGUUCCUAUUUGAAGUGCUGCAUUAAGGUUUCUUUGAUUUUUCUUGCUAAUUUCAGGUCAGCCGGAACAAUCUUUAGAGGAAGUGUUAAGAUCUAUCAAACACGUGAUACUGGUUCUAUCUGGCAAAGGGGGAGUUGGUAAAAGCACUGUGACUACCCAGAUUGCAUGGACUCUUUACCAUCAUGGGAGAAAGGUUUUUGUUUUUGUUAUUGUUGUUGGAAAAGUAGUAACAUGAACAAGGAUAACCAAGCUUGUCUGCAAGCCAUGUCUCAAAUAAUUUGCCUGAUAUUACUGAUAAGAUGAGUAAAAACUUGCAAGAAGAGCAGUUCAGGUGGAAAAGAGAACAAGAAAAUACUGUGGAACCCUCCAAGUUAAAUUUUUCCUUUGGUGGCCAUUUGGCGACCAAUUCUUUAGGUUUAGUCGCCAAAGGAUUUUUCUAGCCGCCAAAAUAUACAUCAAUGAAUUAAGUUUUAAUAAUUGGUUAAUAAUUAAUUUGGAUUUAAGAAUGGUGUUGUUCAGCCAAAACAAUCUUUGUAAAUGCCAUUUACCGUAUUCACAAGUGUAUACGGUAACUUAUAAUCCAUGUCGAGUAACAUCCAUGUUGUUUCCUCAAGUAUCAGUUUUCUCUGGUCGCCAACUUGGCAAGUAUUUACUGAAUCAAGUCACCAGUAGCAAAAUUUUAGUCGCCAUGGUGCCUAAAGUGGUUGGAGCUUGGAGGGUUGCUGUGCUGGGUCCUUUGACCUGGCUAUCUGUGACCUCUUAUUCCCUAGUACCCAGGUGGGAUACUCCUUAGAACACCCACUCACAAGUUUGUCUGACUGGUUGGGUCCGGUUUUUGAUGGCUUCAGGUCUAGAAUGGAGUUUUCAUAUCUGAGAUGUUUCCUAUAACAGGGUAUGAUAAAGUUCUAGAACAGGUUACUUAAAAUAAGUUAGCAUGUUUCUUCAAAUAAGAAGUUAUUUUGAACCUAAAACCUCUCACAUAAGGGAUCCAUUUUUUGUAGGGCUUAGUGGUAUAUAUCCACUCUGUAAAUAGUUACCAGAGUUCCCUUUCUCCGGUUGAUCCCUAUCUGUCUGAUACUUAAUCUGACCAUUUUGAUGGCCCACCCAUCGGCAGUACAAAUUACCCAGUCGACACAAAGAGUUCAAAAAAUUCUCCCAUUCAGUCAUCUUGGAUAGGUAGAGAUAUUCUUGCUGGCAAGUAACUUUGUUAGCUUGCUUACCUAAUGGGCAAGGGCUUAUGCAAGUCGUCUUGUAAAUACAUGUAAAUCAUUUACUAGGACAAGCAAGCAGUGAUCCCAGGCGAGCAAGAUGUGAUAGCUGCUUGCCCAAAGAACAUGGUCAAAAUAUACCAAUUUUGUUAAAUUCCUGGUUCAAUUCAUAAAGCCUUUUUUGCUUUAAUUAUCUUUCAGGUUGGUAUUUUGGAUGUUGAUUUAUGUGGACCAAGCAUUCCAAGAAUGAUGAAUGUAGAGGAGAAAGAUGUACACCAGUGUUCUGCUGGGUGAGCAAUAAAUAACUUACCAGCAAUUUUGUAGUGAAAAAAAUGAAAUACAAACCUAGCCUUGGUGAACGAAAACUAGAAAAAUUGAUGGUGGAUCUUGGAAUCAUUUCAUCCAGUCUUGCAAUCUCUAAGGAGCAUUAAAUUGUGAUGAGUUAGGCAAGUUUGUUUCAUGUUUGUGUUAACUGUUCUAAGUUGUAAGAUUUUCAAACAAUUAUUUGGCCAGUUUUUUUAAUUAAACCAUUUGCUACCUGUAAAAUUAAUAAUAAUGUGCUAAUCACCAGCCUGAGCUUAAUAUUCAUCACCUAGCCUGUACCAGGCUCUUGGUCAGUGCAGAGAACCAAAAAAGCAGGCAAGCAGCGAAAUAGCAAGGCAGUGAAAAAUUGUCUCCUUGCAAAUGUGAGCUGAUAAAAUUGUAAGUAGAAAAUGCUGAAGAUGUAAUUGACCAUAUUUUCUUUAAUUCGGUUGCAUCAUAAAUGUCAUUUGCCCUUAAUUUCUUCUAAAUUCAUUUCAGAUGGGUUCCAGUUUAUACAGACAAGGAUCAACGACUGGCUGUCAUGUCAAUAGGAUUUUUAUUAAAUAGCAGAGAUGAUUGUGUAGUGUGGAGGGGGCCAAAGAAAAAUGGUAUAAAUUUGUGUUCUUAUUAACUUUCUUUGACCCAUAUUUCAACCUGUUUUUACUCUAUGUGCAAGCUUAAAAUGGAAAAUUCUCUUUGUUUUUAAAACUCCGCAAAUGUUUUUUUAUAGCAUCGUUAUUAUAACUUCUAUUUUGGGCUUUCGGUUCUCAUCUUUUUUGCAUUUCUUAUUAAUUUUUCUGGGCUUUUACUUGGCUUAAUUCAUGUAGGAAGCACCAGAGGGUAGCAAGUUAGAUCAAUUUUCUCUUUUACCAGUUAAAGCAACAUGAUUUUCUUCAUGCACUGUCGACCCUGGCCUGCUUACAGGAAUCACUCCCAUUUGGGCAUGGUUCAAAAGAUCUUUUUAUCCUUCAUGAAUCAUACAGACUGUCCAUGUAGAAGUGUAAUAAAUGUUAAAAAUAAACCAGCGAUAAUAAUGAUCAUGAGGGUCCAAUUAGUUAAUUAUUUUUAUUAUCCUUUUACUGUUUAGCAAUGAUCAAGCAGUUUUUAUCAGAUGUGUGUUGGGGUGAGCUGGAUUACUUAAUUAUUGAUACACCUCCAGGUAAGAUUUUUUUAACAAUAAUUAACUUACAGUGUAAAGGAAAAUAUGUGUUGCAAAUCAAAUAAUAACUACCUACAUGUGACAACUGCCAAAAUUAAUGUAGCUUUAGUCACAUGAAUGAAAGAACUGAGACCAAACUUCUUGCAGCGUACAUGUAUUUUAUUUUUUCUUGUUACAUGUAAUUGUUACUAUGCCAAUUUAAUUGUUUAUACUACUAGAUGAGAAAUUUCUGCAAUUUGAUUGGUUUAGAGCAGUGGUAUUUCAGCUUAAUUUGAAAUACCCACAUGUGAAAAUUACAGACCUUUUGCGGGUAGUAGUAUAAACAAAUAAUAGCAUGAUUUGUACGUGAUAUUUGGCAUAAAUACCACUCGUGAUAUUUCAAAAUUGUCUCAAAUUUCACUCGCCUAACGGCUCAUGAAAUUACGUAUAACAAUUUUGAAAUAUCACUCGUGGUAUUUGUGCCAAAUAUCAUUACAAAUCAUGCUAUUACCUAUACAUAUAGCAGUGCUAGAUACAGACCUUGAGAUAAGGGGGGAGGGGUGGUCAUCCCAACCCUUAGAUAAAGGGGGGGGGGAGCUAUCCCCCCCAAACAUUUUUUCGGCCCUUCCAGCCUCACUUUGGUCUGAAAAUAAGGGGGGGGCCUCGGGGCCCCUCCCCUGGAUCUGCCACUGCAUAGAGCCAUGUUUGUUGCUGGACCUUUUUUAAUGUUUUUAACUCCAGGCACAUCUGAUGAACACAUAACAGUCGUGGAAAAUCUUAGGAAUUACAGCCCAGAUGGAGCCAUUCUUGUCACUACUCCUCAGGUAUAAGCCAGCUCUUUCUGUAGUUUUUAUUUCAGUCUAGUUAAAUUAACCAACCUGUAACCAUGAACAGAUUGAUAGUUUACAAUCAUUUGCAGCAAGCAUUGAUUAAACUGCACAUCUGUGUAGCAACACAGUAGUACAUAACAAAUAAACACAAUGCUAAAAAGAUAUUUUGACUUGACAUGGUAACACAAGUACUGGUAAUACAGUAGUGUCAGUCAUGGCCCACAAAUAAAGAUAGAAACAAAUUAAAUAUUAAUAUAUAUAAACAAGUAAGAAUCUCAACUGGAUGGAGGCAAGCCAGUUGGCUAUUUACCAGCUCUGAUCACACAGUUGAACCCAGGACUCUAAAGUACAAGUCCAGCUAGGGCUAGGAUAGGGCUUGAACUGAGGGCCUUCAGAUUACAAGUCGAGUACUCUCACUUUACGUAAGUUUAUAAUUUAUGAAAGUUUGCAUGUAACACUGAUGUCUUGACCAUUGUUGUAUAUUUAAUUUUUCCUUUUCUCUUGUUGAUGGCAUUGUGAAUUUUUAUAUUAAUUUGUAUUUUUUUGUGGCUGUAAUUUGUGGUGUUUUUUAUAAAGUAAUUUGUUAACUUUUUGCCAUGUUUUUGUUUUGUAUUCACUAUUUAAGAGUGAAAAAUUAAUAAAAGCUAUUAAAUUACAAAAAAAAUCCAUUACUCCAACUGCUUAGCUAUGUUGCCUCGUUGUAUAGUCAUUUUUAAAAAAAUCUUGCUUGGUUUAUUGACUUUUCAAAUUUGACACUGACGAUGUCUUUUGUAAAAUAGCAUGUAAAAUGGCAAAAACAAUAAUAACAAGCAAAGUUGCUGACUUUUCUGACAUUUAGGCUAUCUCUGUGGUCCUCAUAUUGUUCAGUUAAACUUUCAGCUUUUAACUUUAAAAGCAACAUGUAUGGCAGUUAAUAUUAAGGUCAAUUUUUUUGUGCACAGUUGUUUCCAAGUUAUAAAAUUCCUUUUUUUCUUAUUUGUUUGAGCCUAGAUAGAGAUACCUUAAAGAUCCUUAUCAUUAAAAAUAUUGUCAUUCUUGAUCUCCAGGGUGUUGCCGUGUCUGACGUCAGAAGAGAACUUUCCUUCUGUAAGAAAACAAAAAUUCCAGUCUUGGGCGUGGUUGAAAACAUGAGUGGAUUUGUCUGUCCUCAUUGUAGUGUAAGUUGCCCAGGCAGACAAUUAGUCGACAAAAUCAUAAUUGAAUUCAGUGUAGAGCAUGGCAAGAGAUGAAGUGCAGUACUGUACAUAGAUAAUAUAGUCCCACCUCCUGUAAGCAACCACUCAACAUUUAAAGAUUUAGUGGUUGCUUAUGGGAGGUUGUUGCUUAACACAAUAAUCAAACAACAUGCCUGGGAUCUUUUCUGAGUAGGUCCCAACACAACUUCUUUUUGCACGAAAAUUAAUUGCCUGCACCUUCUUAUAGUUUCAUGUUUACUGAGAGCUGUUCCCAACUUCAUAUAAUGUUCUGCGUAUUGCAGUUAAAGAUGAGCAAGCAUAGAGAUCAGAAUAUACGUCUAUGGAUGACCAAAUGGUGCAAAAUUUAAGAUACAAUAUUGGCCUUAUGUUCAAAAAUUUCUUAUCAAUUACCUUAAUAAGGACUUUUUGAGAGCGAACCCAAUUCUGCUUCUUAAAUUUUGUACCAUUUGGCAUUCCAUAUGCAUCAAGCAGUUGCUUAUAUGCAUUUAAAAACAAUGGAAUAUUAUGGAACCUUUUAAUUUCCAGAGAUACGGAUAAAUAUAGCUGACUUUUUUUAUUAUUGCAGGAAUGUACAAAUGUGUUUUCUAAAGGAGGAGGAGAGGCUUUAGCAAAAACUUGUGAUGUUCCAUUCUUAGGUAUAAACGGCACCUUCAAAAUAUUAUAAGAGUGGAGCCUCUAUUCUGGGGACACCUUUGGGAUUAGGACAAGUGUCCCCUGAAUGGAGAUGUCCCUUUAAUAAAGUUAACUAAUGCAAAGAUUAUAUGUAGUGGAGCCUUCAUUCAGGGGCCACCCUCAGGACCAGGAGAAGUAUCCCCUGAAUGGAGAUUCCCCCUCAACAGAGGCAACUGCAAAGUGCAACGAUGCAAAGCGGAACCUCCAUUCAGGGGACACUCUUAGGACUCAAAGAAGUGGCUACGAAUAUGGCCUAAGCUCAGGUCCCAAAGUCAGCACUGUAUGUGGGUUGAGUUUGUUGUUGGUUCUUAUCCUUGCUCUGAGAUUUUUCUCCAGGUAAUCUUGCUUUCCCUUGUCUUAAAAAACCCAACAUUUCCAAAUUUUUAAUUCAGUCUGGAACACGCUAACCUUUUGAAAUGAGUGUUUGAGGUAUCCUUAGUAUUUUGUGAGUUAAAAAAAAAUACACUUACUUAUGUUUUCCAGUGCAGAUCCAUACCGGUUUUACCGUUUUACGAAAAUCAGACAGAUUUUUCAUAAUAAAUGUAUUUUUACUAAAAAACUUUAAACUUUCCAAGUGGUAAUCUGGAAAAUGGUUUGAACAGUCAGAAAACAUCCUGUCCAAAUGAGUCAGAAACCUAGGAAAGGGGAAUUUGGGGAGUUAAAAUGCAAAAAAUUUCCAGGGAGAGCAUGCCCCAGGCAGACUUCCCUAGAAGUAGGAAAUCAGUCACUAUUUAUUCUAGAUCCGCACCUGGUUUUACAUGGCAAACUGGCCUUCCUUUACGCUGUCUUAGUGACCCACUGAUCACUGUUUUUCUGUUUUAUCUUUAUCUUUAUAUUUUAGGCUCCAUUCCGCUGGAUCCAAGUCUAGCACAGUCAUUAGAGGAAGGAAAAUCUUUUAUGGACCUUUUUCCCAACUCACCAACCCUCACUGCACUAAGUGAAAUCACAAACAAACUGUUAGAAAUGGAUAAGAGUGUGAAUGCAUAAUGAAUAUCAUUAGUGGUAAAAACACUCAAAGCUAAUUCAGUUUAAAAAAGU
Porites evermanni is the source of this 6530-nucleotide messenger RNA. NCBI's taxonomy places the organism in Eukaryota, Metazoa, Cnidaria, Anthozoa, Scleractinia, Poritidae. The record is from the annotation of a GenBank genome assembly.